AGGAGCCCCCUGCCUCCCAUCAAUACUCUGAACACCACCGUGUACACCCUUAAGGAGCUUACUCUGUACUCAUUAAGAACUCAAUGAAGCACCAACUCAACACAUCUCAUCCUACCUUUAAAGAACUCCAAAAGUUGGGGGAUCAGAGCACGCCACCUCUCCUGUCAGGGACACCCCACUUCCUAAUACCUUGAGAACUAGGUUGGAAGGGAAGGAAAGAAGAAGCAAGAUGUUUCGUCUGUGCCAAGACUCCAGAGGGUCUCACUGGAAGAUCCUUCUGUCGUCUCUACAACAGAAUGUUGGGCCCGAGGCAGCUCCGCUCACUGGGACGCCAGGUUUCUUUGCCUUCAAAGCUCCGCGCGACGGCCACACGAAAGAUCCAAACCUUGGGCAGGGUCCAAACGGUCACUUCCCCGCCCCCUGGGCGCAGUAUGCAAAUCCGAGCACCAGGAAGUAGCUGGGACCUCUCGGCCGAGCCCAGCGACAGCCAGUUCCUCUCCCGCCGCGCCCGGCCGCCCGCCGCUCGUUCUCGGCCGUGGCGCCUCCGGGACCGACGCGCUGCAGCCUCCAGCUCGUGUCAGGCGGGGCGGCCGCGUCACCCCGGGCCCCUAGCCUGCAGACCCCCGCCGCUCGUCCUCGGUUCCCAGCCCGCAGCCCCACUCUACGCGAGCCCUGCUGGGCCGCCCCGUCGCGCCCCGGGCUCUGAACUCAAGUCACCGUGGAGCGCCGCCGCCGCCGCCCCCUUCGCCCCGCUACUUUCACCGCGAGCUGGAAAUAUGGGAUGUAUAAAAUCAAAAAGGAAAGACAAUGUGAAUGACGAUGGAGUAGAUUUGAAGACGCAACCAGUACGUAAUACUGACCGAACUAUUUAUGUGAGAGAUCCAACGUCCAAUAAACAGCAAAGGCCAGUUACAGAGUCUCAGCUUUUACCAGGACAGAGGUUUCAAACUAAAGAUCCAGAUGAACAAGGAGACAUUGUGGUAGCCUUGUACCCCUAUGAUGGCAUCCACCCAGACGACUUGUCUUUCAGGAAAGGAGAGAAGAUGAAAGUCCUGGAGGAGCAUGGAGAGUGGUGGAAAGCUAAAUCCCUUUCAACAAAGAGAGAAGGUUUCAUCCCCAGCAACUACGUAGCCAAAGUCAACACCUUGGAAACAGAAGAGUGGUUUUUCAAGGAUAUAACCAGGAAAGAUGCAGAAAGGCAGCUUUUGGCCCCAGGGAACAGCCCUGGAGCUUUUCUCAUCAGAGAAAGUGAAACAUUGAAAGGAAGCUACUCUCUGUCUGUCAGAGAUUAUGACCCAGUGCAUGGUGAUGUUAUUAAGCACUACAAAAUUAGAAGUCUGGACAAUGGAGGUUAUUACAUCUCUCCAAGAAUCACUUUUCCUUGUAUCAGCGACAUGAUUAAGCAUUACCAAAAGCAGUCAGAUGGCUUGUGCAGAAGAUUGGAGAAGGCAUGCAUUAGUCCCAAACCACAAAAGCCAUGGGAUAAAGAUGCCUGGGAAAUCCCACGGGAAUCCAUUAAAUUGGUGAAGAAGCUUGGUGCUGGACAGUUCGGGGAAGUCUGGAUGGGUUACUAUAAUAAUAGUACCAAAGUGGCUGUAAAAACCCUGAAACCAGGCACUAUGUCUGUGCAAGCAUUCCUGGAAGAAGCAAACCUCAUGAAGACCCUUCAGCACGACAAGCUGGUGAGGCUCUAUGCAGUGGUCACCAAAGAGGAGCCCAUCUAUAUCAUUACGGAGUACAUGGCCAAGGGCAGUUUGCUGGAUUUCCUGAAGAGCGAUGAAGGGGGCAAAGUGCUACUUCCAAAGCUAAUUGACUUUUCUGCUCAGAUCGCAGAAGGAAUGGCGUACAUCGAAAGAAAGAACUACAUUCACCGAGACCUACGAGCAGCUAAUGUCCUGGUCUCUGAGUCACUCAUGUGCAAAAUUGCAGAUUUUGGCCUCGCUCGAAUAAUUGAAGAUAACGAGUACACAGCAAGGGAAGGUGCUAAAUUCCCCAUUAAGUGGACAGCUCCAGAAGCAAUCAACUUUGGAUGUUUCACUAUUAAGUCUGAUGUGUGGUCCUUCGGAAUUCUCCUGUAUGAAAUCGUCACCUAUGGGAAAAUUCCCUACCCAGGGAGAACUAACGCCGAUGUGAUGACCGCGCUGUCACAGGGCUACAGGAUGCCCCGCAUGGAGAACUGCCCAGAUGAGCUCUAUGACAUCAUGAAAAUGUGCUGGAAAGAAAAGGCAGAAGAGAGGCCAACGUUUGAUUAUUUGCAGAGUGUCCUGGAUGAUUUCUACACUGCCACGGAAGGCCAGUAUCAGCAGCAGCCUUAGAGCACAAGAAGACUCGUAGCCGUUUGCAGGGACUGCUGCCUCAUUAAAAAAGAAGCAAUAACAAUCACUGGUUGCAGUAGUUUUCAUGUGCUAAGACCAUCUACUGUCCCUGCUUCCCGAAAUGAGGCUAAAUUACUCAGGAAGAAACACUCUCUACGUCGAAAAGUAUCUCUUCUCAUAGGCUGAGGCCCACAGCUCUGCCACUUGGCCUGCUCCCAGCUGGCCAACUUGCUUUCUAGACCAACAUCUGAAUACAGCCCUCUGAGAAGGAAACACCUUUUCUAUCCAAAAUGCACCCACUUUGGCCUCUUGUUUACAAUUGGAUGUGUGACUCAAAGGUUCAGAGGCCAUUUUUAUAAUUCCCAAGCAGUAGCAGAACUAAACUCAUUUAUAAAAGUAAAAUAACCAGAAGCCUAUUGCGGCAGUUCUUUGUAUUUUCUCUGUGCUUUGGCUUAUUUGUUUAAAAAUUACUAAUCCAACCUGUUAGAUUUUGCAGGUGAAGUCAGAAACUUAAAAAUGUCUUUCUCAUAUUUCAGUAAUCACCCCUCCCCCUAAAAUCUGAGACUGUUAAACAUUUUCCUUCCAUGGAGACUGCUCAGAACCCUGAAACAUAAAGCAGCCACGCUUUUUUGGUCUCUUCCUUGUAGAAGUGUCACUUGUGAGUCAUGCAAAGCUGCUGUGUUCAGCGGCGUGAACCCAUUGAUGCCGAGCCUUGCCCAGACCUCCCAGGAAAGGGAAAGGAGCCUCAGAAACUACUCCACCUUAAAAAGGACAAUUUUUAAACUGUCUCCAGCUUUUCAGUUCCACAAUUUCUUAUAUAUAGACUUUUGUUGACAAUGUAGUUUGAAAGAAAGAUAAGAUUCUAAUUUCUGCAGAACCUCAUAGGACUUUAUAAAACAUAAGAAUUUUCUUUAUUGCUUCAAAUGACUUGAAUGUUAUUUUAAUGAGCAAAUAUUAAUUUUAGUUGUACUCAAAGUAACACCAUAUUUGGGAGCUAUUUUGUGAUUCAGCAAUCUUUUCUAAGUGGUGUAAGAUGUGUGUGAGACUAUUUAUACAGAAUAUGAAGGAAAAUAAGUGACUGAGGAGGUUCUAAUGAGCCACUGUAUGUAGCAGGGACACAGGAGGUUUGGCUUACUAAACUUUUCUACUGUAAACUUUGAAUGGAAAAUACUAUGUCACAUCAUGUUUCACUUAUGCUGUCAUGUAUAUACCUAAUAUUUCUAUUUUUUUGAUUUUAUUUUAAUACACCUAACCCAAUAACA
Messenger RNA from Rhinolophus ferrumequinum (greater horseshoe bat), 3577 nucleotides. RefSeq names its product LYN proto-oncogene, Src family tyrosine kinase (gene LYN). The transcript has 13 exons. The record is from RefSeq and is a predicted model, not a curated record. Gene Ontology annotation, cellular component: extrinsic component of cytoplasmic side of plasma membrane. Bases 297 to 2315 code for a protein of 672 amino acids. Lineage: Eukaryota; Metazoa; Chordata; Mammalia; Chiroptera; Rhinolophidae. Gene Ontology annotation, molecular function: signaling receptor binding; ATP binding; non-membrane spanning protein tyrosine kinase activity. Gene Ontology annotation, biological process: cell differentiation; protein phosphorylation; cell surface receptor protein tyrosine kinase signaling pathway.